Phytophthora infestans T30-4 is the source of this 4044-nucleotide messenger RNA. RefSeq lists its product as uncharacterized. Bases 13 to 4044 code for a protein of 1343 amino acids. The record is from RefSeq and is a predicted model, not a curated record. Lineage: Eukaryota; Oomycota; Peronosporomycetes; Peronosporales; Peronosporaceae. Gene Ontology annotation, biological process: small GTPase-mediated signal transduction. Gene Ontology annotation, molecular function: guanyl-nucleotide exchange factor activity; protein binding. The transcript is spliced from 8 exons.
GUUACCCAAGCGAUGGCUUCCGGCUGGCGCCACAAAGGCACCAAAGCCGUCCUGGAUCCGUGGGGGUCUCCAUCGCCUCCUCCACUACUCGACGAGACGGCUCCUAAGAUCAGCAAGCGCUCCCGCUUCUCACGUCGCAGCACACACGCCAAAAGCCAAGCGCAACACCAAGCUCAGAACAUCGAGCUCGAAGUUGAAGAAUUUGCCGAACAACAGGACCGUGACAAACGUCGCAGCCUCUUAGCCUCCAUGUUCAGAACCCGAGCACUGUCGCGCUCAUCGCGCUCCAUAUCGGACGCCACGGAGGCGCCACAGGCGCUCGUCCAGCGAGAUAAAGGUUUCCGACUGGUGCGUCACGGCUCCGAUCCACUCCUAAACGACUCGUUUUACGCCACUCAAGUGCAGGUUGGCAAUUUCGUCAAGAUGGGCUGGCUCACCAAACAAGGACACAUGUGGAAGAGCUGGAAGACGCGCUUCUUCGUGCUUUUCUCGGAUGGCACUUUUGCCUACUACAAGAACAAGGGCAGGAAGAAGAUCAAAGGUUGCAUGCAACUAAACGACGGCGUGGUUUCCGUGCAGCACGUGGACAUCCGAGUAGCUGGUAAAGCGUAUGUGUUCCAGAUCGAGAAAGGUUUCUACAAAUUAUUGUGCUAUUGCUGCAGCCAGUUUGAAGCCGAGUUGUGGGUCGCUGCAUUGCGGUCAGUGAGGAGGGUAUCUCCACCCUGUUAUGAAAUGGACCUGACUGCGACCGAAGAGAAAGCAGGAUCCAAUGCAGUUACCAGACUCUUGAACAAGAUCUUCAUCACGGACAAAGAGGUGGCUAAAAACUGGGUCCAGUUCAAGGAAAAUGAUCACGACCAUUCGUACGCUGCAAUCCACAAUUUCAUCGUGGAAUUGGACGACUCUAUCAUCGAUCGUCACCAUUUGGAGCUCUAUCAAGAUCCAGAGAUUGAAUUAUUGCCAGGUAAUGAGCUCGUGCGACUGAUUCGGCGACAUGUCGAGGACCGUGUGUUUAUUCCGUUGUAUGCGGAGGCAUACGCGAGCUUAGAGACGGAUAAAGUCAAGUCGAGACGGAGCAACUUGGAGCAGAACGUUAAGGUGUUGAAACAGAAAGCACAGGCGGAUUUCGGCAUCUCGAAAGACUUGUCGGUUUGCAAUUGGAAGCAAGCUAUCAGUGUGAUCAAUAUGCUCGACUCUGUGUCGCUGCCGACGCACAAAUUCGAGGUCAUUUUGUCCGCCGGGAAGACCGUCACAGAGGAGAUUGCUCAGUAUAAUGGCGAGCUCUUCGAGGUCACAGACGAGACGUUGACGGCGGUGUUCCGGUACGUGGUAACGAUGUCCUCGCUCAGCGACUUAGCGAUUCUUCGAGCACUACUGAAGUAUGGAUAUCAGCACCACCCAGCAUGUCAGAAUAAAGCGAAUGUCGUGACUGCUUUUCUCGAUGCGAUCAAAUGGGUUGAGAACUUUGAGUCUGGAGAUGAAAGCUACCGAUUCGACACGAUGGCGCUGGCAGGAUCUCGUGUCUCCGUAUCCAUUUCGACCAACGAUAUUGGGAUUCAGCUCACGACAGACGGAAAUGGAAGAGGAGCUAUUGUUUAUAGUGUUCGGAAGCAGUCUCAAGCAGCUUUGAGCGCUGCCAUCGUGCCUGGAUUGUCGCUGAUCGCGAUUAACCGUGAGCCUGUGAUUGGAAUGCCUUUCGAGAAAAUUAUCCAACGCGUUCGGACUGCAGCAUUGCCGAAGCAACUUACGUUCAUGACGGAGUUUUACUAUUAUCAGCUGUUGUCACUGGACUUGGAGAUGUCCCGCUAUUUGACGUGCAUUGCAGCUCGUCGUGGAGACUUGGACUCGGCUGGAUGGCUGCGAUCCUCGACUGUGGAAUUGAACACUCUUUGCUCGUGGGAAAAGACUCGAGGCAAGCAGGUUUUCGGAUUCAUUCCAGCAUCCGGCAAGGGCUCGCCGCUUCAUGCUGCUGUGCACAAUGGACAACUCGGAAUGGUUAAUUAUCUUAUCUCGAAGGGGGCAGAUGCCAAUCUGUGCAACCAUAAAGGAAGACGACCACUACACGUUGUGAAGCAGUCGAUCGACAUGGCUCAGAUCAUCCAAAGUCUGAUUGAUGCAGGAGCGGAUAUCGAUGCAGCAGAGAAACAUGGACUCACUCCGUUGAUGUUCAUGUGCUCCAGAGUGUCUCUUGAAGGCUCAGCGACGUUGCUGGCCCUGGGAGCUGAUGCCCAUCGUGUUGCUUGGUCAAAUGGCUUCUCAGCUUUGGAAUUUGCAGUAAAGAGCGGGCGUACAGAGCUUGUCGAGCUUUGUCUUUCGAAGGGCGCAAAUCCGAACGCGCCUACGUUGGACGGAAGCACCAGUCUGCACUUAGCUGCCGCUCUGGCUCACACCGAUAUCAUUCUCCGGUUGCUGCAGGGUGGUGCGAACCCCAACAUCCAGAACAGGUGUGGGCAGACUCCAGCGACUAUUCUGCUUGCGUCAGCUCCCAACGGAAGUGGUGAUGCCCGAAUCUUGUGCCUGGAGAUCUUGACGUGCGCUGGGUGUCAUCUCGAUCAACGAGAUCUCUUUGGCCGCCAAGCUUCUCACUUAGCGAACAUCUCGCGAGAUUUUCGCGUGGUCGAAUUGCUGCGAAAGUUGGGAUCGCUUAAUCGGGGAGGCAAUGGCGUUGAUGUCGACAUCUUUGGCUGCUCUUCUGCUGACUACACUGACCAUAUCGAGGUAAACAAAACGGCGGGAUUUCUGCGUUCGCUAAUGCCUAACGACUCGUGGAAGAUUGGAGACAAGGAUGACCACGCUUCACGGUCUGUACGCUCGAGUUCUAUUGACGGAAUGAUUCGCGACCUGGUUACUGGGAUGGACGUCGAUUUGGCCGAUGUGGUCGCGUUUGUGCUGUUCCUCGACAGCUUUUCAAGCCUAAACGAAGUGGUGGAUCGGGUAUACGAACAUGUCCGCAAUGGAGUCAAGAGUCACGGACUCAUUCGUCUUUUCAUAAUGAUAUUGCUGUUCAGGCAGUCAGAAUCGAAGGAGAGUGACGAUCUGCGUGAUCGUUUCUAUAGCCUCGUUGGCCACGCUGUUGACGUUUCGAAAGAGAAGUUGGUGCCUUUGGUUGAAGAAUUCACAGCUCUUUACAAGGGAUAUUUUUCCCUGCGUGGGGCUGGAAAAUACGCACUGAACUACGAAAUGAUCCCUGGAAUGAUGACCACAUUAUACGGCUUAGAAUCUGGAAUCGAACUUGUUUCCAACGAGCCCUUCUCGAGGCAUUUGCACCGAUAUAUCGACGCAGAGCAGUGGGCAGAACAAUGCACACUUCUGACGCACGCAGUCUUCUGCAAGAUUCCAGUCCACGAUUUGAUCUCGCCAGGCUCGAAAAGGCAGCACUCAGUUGAGUUCACCAGCAUCAAACGAUGGUUCCAACACAUCUCUGCGUACGUCAUCAACGCUGUUCUUGUUCAAGAUACCCCUGAAGAACGGGCAGAAGUGAUUUCGUUUUACCUCAAGCUGAGUGUGGCUGCGAAGAAAAAGAUGAACGAGAUGCAACUACUCUCAGACAAAGGAUGUCGAGAGAUGAACCGCCUGAUGCGUCAGACUACAAACCCAAGCAUGCCUUACAUUGGCCUGUAUCUUCAAGGCUUCGUCGGAUUGAACGAGUUGCCUACGUUUGACAAGAACGGUCUGGUAAAUGCAAGCCGGCUUCGACGAAUGGGCGAGCUGUCGAUGGAAAUCUUGCAUCGACAGUCUGUCGCCUACACUCUCCAGAACGACGAGGAUGUCGACAAACUGCUGCACGUCUCGUUGCCGUAUUCCUCCGAGGAGAGUCGGUAUACUCGUUCGUUGGAGCUGGAACCUCGCGAGGCGGACGCGAUGCCGCUGAGCGACCGUGGCUCAUGUGCAUUAAUCGAUGAUGACCUCGACCUGGAAAGCGAAGUUCGUGAGUCAAUCGGCGGUGACGGGACUUUCGGUUUCCGUCAGUGGAUUCGGAAGCAGCAAGUAGUGCACCGGAAUCGCUCUCGGUCGUCUCUAAUUGCUUUGUAUGAGUGGGUGUAG